GCGUUACCAAACAGGAGUAUUGCACGUGAGAGUCCCGUAUCGCGUGCACAUGCACUGCUUUGUAGUUGCAGCGAAGAGAACACUGAACAUCUUCCAGACGGCGGCUAAACUCCCGCGUGCUGCAGGUUUACACGCGCUUUUAGACGGCAGGGCUGCGAGCAUGUCUGCGAAAAAGGCUGAGCUGAAGCGGAGGGGCGGCUCGGGUCAGGCUGAGGGAGCCGGGGGGAAGAAGCAGAGGAGUGGGGAGAGUGCUGCUGCUGCAGGGGGGAGGGAGGACGGCUGGCUGGGGCUGGAGGUGGCGGAGCUGCGCGCUAAAAACACCGGCUGCAAGUUUAACGACAAGCGCGUGCGGUUCCUCUCCGAGGAGCAGAAGGUGAAGCAGAGCUGCUCGGGCGUGCUGUACUGGAUGUCGAGAGACCAGAGGGUUCAAGAUAACUGGGCACUGAUCUAUGCACAGCGGCUCGCUCUGGCUGAGGAACUGCCACUCCACAUCUGCUUCUGCUUGGUGCCGCGGUAUCUGGACGCAGCCUACCGUCAGUAUGCUUUUAUGAUCAGAGGACUGCAGGAGGUGGCCAAGGAGUGUAAGAGUCUGGAUAUUCAGUUCCACUUCCUGCGUGGUGAUCCUGAGCAGCUGCUGCUUGACUUUGUGAAGACCUGGAAUAUAGGAGCACUGGUGACAGAUUUUAACCCCCUCAGACUGCACCUGCAGUGGAUUGAGAAUGUCAGAAAGGGGCUUCCGUCAAACAUCCCGUUCUUGCAGGUUGAUGCCCAUAACGUGGUGCCAUGCUGGGAGGCCUCUCCUAAGCUGGAGUAUGGGGCUAGGACCAUCAGAGGGAAAAUCACCAAACAACUCCCAGAUUUCCUCACUGAAUUCCCACCUGUGGACACACAUCCUCACGCCUCAAAAAAAACGGCAAAGUCGGUGAACUGGGAGGAGGUUCUGGAUUCGGUGGAGGUGGACCGGACUGUGGGUGAGGUGGAAUGGGCGCGGCCGGGCACCUCUGGAGGAAUGGCCAUGCUCGAGUCGUUCAUCCAGCAGCGGCUGCGUCUCUUCGCUACCGAGAGAAACAACCCGAACUCGGAGGCUGUCAGCCAUCUCUCACCCUGGUUACAUGCUGGUCAGCUGUCCGCUCAGCGCGUGGUGAAGGAGGUGCAGCGCUGGGGGAAGAACGCCAGGGAGUCCGUGGCCUCCUUUACAGAGGAGCUGGUGGUGCGCAGAGAGCUGGCUGAUAACUUCUGCUACUAUAACAAAGAAUACGACAGCAUUGCAGGUGCUUAUGACUGGGCAAAGACCACGCUGAAGAUCCACGCUAAAGACAAAAGAGCUUAUUUAUACACCCAGGAGCAGCUGGAGACGGGCAAAACCCACGAUCAGCUCUGGAACGCUGCACAGAGGCAGCUGCUGUUAGAGGGGAAGAUGCACGGGUUCAUGAGAAUGUACUGGGCCAAAAAGAUCCUGGAGUGGACCUCGUCCCCUGAGGAGGCGCUGACCAUCGCCCUCUAUCUGAAUGACCACUACUCGCUGGACGGCUGUGACCCCAAUGGAUACGUAGGCUGCAUGUGGUCCAUCUGUGGGAUCCACGACCAGGGCUGGGCUGAACGGCCUGUUUUCGGUAAAGUGCGCUACAUGAAUUACGCCGGCUGUAAGCGUAAGUUCGACGUGAGCCGGUUUGAGAGGAAGUAUGCAGUAAAAACUGACUGAGAGCGGGUGGCCAACAUCUGUCAAACAGCUGGAAACCUGCCUCCAGUGCCUGAACUGUUACAUGUGUUUACAUUGUUGUUUCUAUUUCCAGAAGAUUCAUCUCAGGUCCUAUUGUAUAAAUCUGUUCAUCUUUAAGCCUUUUUUAGUACUUUAAUUUCUUUCUAUUUUUAAUUGAACUGGCAGAUCUCUUGUUUAGAUUUCUCCAACAAUAAACUCUUUCUGGUCUAUAAAUGUUUAGAGUUUGUUCUUUGAUUUGUUAUUGAUCAGCUCAAUGGGGUUUAAGAGACAACUGUUUAUUUUCCUUUAAAUAUAAAGUUUUUUCAAUGUAUUACAUUAAACUGGCUUCUGUGUCUUAA
Molecule: messenger RNA, 2058 nt
Organism: Astyanax mexicanus (Mexican tetra)
Lineage: Eukaryota; Metazoa; Chordata; Actinopteri; Characiformes; Acestrorhamphidae
Gene: cpdp
Product: CPD photolyase
Exons: 9
Coding region: 50-1702 (550 amino acids)
Biological process (GO): photoreactive repair
Molecular function (GO): deoxyribodipyrimidine photo-lyase activity
Source: RefSeq, a predicted model, not a curated record